Molecule: messenger RNA, 2014 nt
Organism: Pyrus x bretschneideri (Chinese white pear)
Lineage: Eukaryota; Viridiplantae; Streptophyta; Magnoliopsida; Rosales; Rosaceae
Product: protein HOMOLOG OF MAMMALIAN LYST-INTERACTING PROTEIN 5
Exons: 3
Coding region: 152-1717 (521 amino acids)
Source: RefSeq, a predicted model, not a curated record
AUUUCCACGAAACUUGCUUCUGCAGGCUAAACCAAAACCAAACGCCUAAGUCUCUAUCUCUUUUUUCAUUCCUAUCUUCUUCUCCAUCUCGAAUUUUCUCUCUCUACGAAAACCCUUACUUUCUCUCUCUACACUUGCGAUCAUUUCCAAUAUGGCGACUGGAUCAUCGGGUCGGGGCAACCCGGUGUCACAGGGAUUCGAUUUCGGGUCGGACGACAUUCUCUGCUCCUACGAGGACUACGGCAACCAGGACUCCUCCAAUGGCAACCACAGCGAACCAGUCAUGGGGAAUAAUCCCGGGAAGGAUUUUCAUAAAAGUAGAAUGUCGAGACAAUCAAUGUUCUCUUCUCCUGCCUAUAGCCAGCCGGAAGAAUCUCUUCACCAGGAUGUAAUUGCUACUGUCGAAAAGAGCAUGAAAAAGUAUGCCGACAAUCUCAUGCGCUUUCUUGAAGGAAUUAGUUCACGGCUUUCGCAGCUGGAAUUGUAUUGCUACAAUCUUGAUAAGUCAAUUGGUGAGAUGCGGUCUGAUUUAGGUCGUGAUCAUGAAGAAGCAGAUUCAAAGCUCAAGUCUCUUGAGAAACAUCUUCAAGAAGUCCAUAGGUCUGUCCAGAUCCUAAGGGACAAGCAAGAACUUGCGGAGACUCAGAAAGAAUUAGCUAAGCUUCAGCUUGCACAGAAAGGAUCUGGAUCAUCAAUCCAUUCCCAAUCCAAUGAGGAGAGAGCUUCACCACAUACCUCUGAUGCUCAAAAGGCUGACAACCCGUCUGAAACACAUAACCAGCAAUUAGCUCUAGCCCUGCCCCAUCAAGUGGCACCACAGCAGCAGCCUGUGGCAGCUCCCACGCAGCCCCCACCUCAGAAUGUGACUCAGCAACAAUCAUAUUAUUUACCAACCCAGCUACAAAAUCCACCACCUCAAGCACAUCCACAGAAUCAAUAUUUGCCUCCUGAUUCUCAGUAUCGAAACCCCCAAGUGCAAGAAAUGCCAAGGGUGACACCACAGCCAACACAAUCGCAAUUGAAUCAGACACAAGUCCAGUCGUUCCCUCAGUAUCAGCAGCAAUUACCACAGAGUCAGCAGGUGCAAUUUCCACAACAGCCCUCUAUGCAACCCCAGAUGAGGCCACCACCAACAAAUGUCUACCCCUAUCCGCCUGGUCAACAAACAAACCCAUCUCCUCCAGAGUCUGCACCAAACAGUAUGCCGAUGCAAGUGCCAUAUUCCAACAUUCCUCAACCAGGAUCUGGUCGUUCUGAUCCCAUGCCUUUUGGAUAUGGUGGAGCUGGUCGAACAAUGCAACAGCAGCCUCCACCUCAGCAAAUCAAGGGGGCUUUUGGAGCUCAACCUGGUGAGGGAUAUGGUGCUGCUGGCCCUCAUCCUGCACUUCCUCCUGGGAGUACAUAUAUGGUCUAUGACAGUGAAGGGGGUAGAACUCAAUAUUCUGCCCAUUAUGGAUAUCCUCCUACGAGUAUCUCUCACCAUACGCCACAGCCAACAACGGCUCCAAAUCUUAUGGCUCGGAAUCCACAAUUCCCGCACAACCACCCUUACAAUGAGUUGAUUGAGAAAUUGGUUCCCAUGGGGUUCAGGAGUGAUCACGUUGCGAGUGUGAUUCAGAGGAUGGAAGAAAGUGGUCAACCCGUUGAUUUUAAUGCAGUGAUUGACAGGUUGAAUGCACAUCCAUCUGGGGUUCCUCAGAGAGGAUGGUCAGGGUAAAAGAAUUACUUAACUAUCUACCUUCGAAUUGGGUGACCGUUAUGCGUGUGUUUUAUUAUUACGCAUUGAAUAAAGGCUUAUAUGAUGUGUAUGGUGUCCUCAUAUAUAUGGUUUGAGAGAUGCUAAGGUUUCUGUAUAUUUGUAAACCUAAUUCCUAGACUAAUGGCGCUUUUAUGCCAUACUUGGCUGUCUAGCAACAGAAACACUUUGAGUUAGAUCUCUCUCUCCGCUCUCGUCCAAGACUUUAGGGGUUGUUUUAUGUCAUGCUCUGAUGUCUAACAAAAUUAAUUUCCUUUA